Messenger RNA from Staurois parvus, 564 nucleotides. NCBI's taxonomy places the organism in Eukaryota, Metazoa, Chordata, Amphibia, Anura, Ranidae. The record is from the annotation of a GenBank genome assembly.
GUCAUCCCCUGUACUAUCCACAGUCUCUGGUCAUCCCUGUACUGUCCGCAGUCUCUGGUCAUCCCUGUGCUGUCCGCAGUCUCUGGUCAUCCCUGUGCUGUCCGCAGUCUCUGGUCAUCCCUGUGCUGUCCGCAGUCUCUGGUCAUCCCUGUGCUGUCCGCAGUCUCUGGUCAUCCCUGUGCUGUCCGCAGUCUCUGGUCAUCCCUGUGCUGUCCGCAGUCUCUGGUCCUCCCUGUUCUGUCCGCAGUCUCUGGUCAUCCCUGUUCUGUCCGCAGUCUCUGGUCAUCCCUGUUCUGUCCGCAGUCUCUGGUCAUCUCCUGUACUGUGUCCGCAGUCUCUCUGGUCAUCCCUGUACUAUGUCCGCAGUCUCUGGUCAUCCCUGUACUGUGUCCGCAGUCUCUGGUCACCUCCUGUACUGUGUCCGCAGUCUCUGGUCAUCUCCUGUACUGUGUCCGCAGUCUCUGGUCAUCUCCUGUACUGUGUCCGCAUUCUCUGGUCAUCUCCUGUACUAUGUCUGCAGUCAGCAGUCAUCCCCUGUACUAUCCACAGUCUCUGGUCAUCCCU